This is a messenger RNA of Moesziomyces aphidis, 702 nucleotides long. NCBI's taxonomy places the organism in Eukaryota, Fungi, Basidiomycota, Ustilaginomycetes, Ustilaginales, Ustilaginaceae. The record is from the annotation of a GenBank genome assembly.
AUGUGGAGUCAGGAAGGAGAUGGUGAGGACGUGCUCGACGUUGCGGGUGGGUGUGUGCGUGGCCACAGCUGGAAAUCCGAGACGCGCAAGUGGAGCAACACAACGCUCAACGGCUCGAGCAGCAGAGGAGCGGAUGGGCAGGCUGUCGCGGCGCUGAGCUGUGAUCGAGGCGCGCUCCACUUUGAAAAUGGCGCAUCGGACCAAUCGGGCAAAGCGCUUCGCGUAGUGUGGCGAUUCGACCGAUCCGGUGGUUCCCGCCCUGCAGCUGGUCGCUCUGCCCCCUCUGCGCCCUCGGGCUCGCGAGGUGCGCACACCAUGGCCGCUCCCCAGCAGCACCACCAGGCACCGCCUCAGGCCUACUCGCAGCAGCCUCCCGCCAUGCAGCAGCAGCGCAGCCCCGGUCUUUUCGGCCAGAUGGCUUCCACCGCCGCUGGUGUCGCCGUCGGCUCCACCGUCGGCCACGGUCUCUCCAACAUGCUCUUCGGUGGCUCUAGCUCCGCCCCGGCUGAGCAGGCGCAGCAGCCCGCUCCCCAGGCUUACGACCAGGGUGCCUACGCUUCGCAGCAGCAGAACAUCGGCGCAAGCUGCGAAUCGCAGAGCAAGGACUUCAUCAAGUGCCUCGAGAGCACAAACGAUAUGAACUCUUGCUCGUACUACCUCGAGCAGCUCAAGGCCUGCCAGGCCGCUGCCCGUCCCUACUGA